This is a messenger RNA of Olea europaea var. sylvestris, 981 nucleotides long. RefSeq lists its product as uncharacterized. Lineage: Eukaryota; Viridiplantae; Streptophyta; Magnoliopsida; Lamiales; Oleaceae. Bases 1 to 981 code for a protein of 326 amino acids. The record is from RefSeq and is a predicted model, not a curated record. The transcript has 2 exons.
AUGUCCUGCAAGUACACAUGCGCCGAUUCAUAUACCCCUCAUCCUUCUAUGAUUUUCCAAGCACCUCCUGAGAUUGUUGAUCCAACUCCAGCUUCCUCUGUUCCUCUAUAUCCUCAAUGUAUUCCUACUAAUAGCUAUCAAUGGCCGAGUGAGCGUUCAAGUGUAAAGAAAGUUGCUGGCCUUUAUGAAGUAGAUCCUAUUACCACCCUUGCACCUGAAAUGUCAUCUCUCACUAAUCAAAUAGCUGCGUUGACUUCACAUGGAUCACAAAAGAAAUCAGAAUCUAUUAUGGCUACAUCCACUACAUACCAGAAAGUUGAAAUGGAGAAUGAACAACUCCAGUAUGUGAACGAUCAAAAUUUCAAUCAGAGAGGAAACUACUCAGGAAACAACUACUAUCAGGGGUUCAAUAAUCAAGAGUUUGGAAGAAAGCCAUCACUGGACGAUAUUUUAGGAACCUUCAUUUCGAAGACUAGAUCGAGUUUCAACAAAGAUGAGGUAAGACUUGACAACAUUGAGACACAUAUGACCAACUUGGGGGCUACAGUUAAGAAUUUGGAGGUACAGAUUGGUCAGAUGGCAGCUGCAAUACAGUCUCAACAAAAAGGACAAUUUCCCAGUGACACAGAGGUUAACCCACGGGAACAUUGCAAUAUUGUCACCCUAAGGAGUGGUAAAGCAGUUGAGGAACGCAAGCUUAGAGAGGUUGGGGUACCUACAUCGGAUCCCAUUCUUGCAAGGGAAAAGCAGACUGAAGAGCAGAAAACUGAGGCAGAGGCAACAAAGAAGAUUUAUAAGCCUUACUCAAUUUCAUUUCCGGACAACCCACAUAUCUUGAAGCCCCCACUACCAUUCUCGCAGAGGUAUUUAAAGAAGGAGUUUGAUGAAAAAUUCGCAAAGUUUUUGGAGGUCUUCAAGAAAAUCCACAUCAACAUUCCCUUUGCAGAAGCCUUAGCCCAAAUGCCUAACUAUGUCAAGUGA